AAAUUCUAACAAGCCACUCCACUCCACCAAUCUCAAAAAUAUGGCCAUGCCUCAACCAAAUAUAAUAGAAAACCCCAUAAAACUUGGCAAAUUCAGGAAUAAUAUUAAUAAUAUUUCUCAAAAAAGAAAUACUACAAGAUUAUCUUUGUGGGCCUUUGUUUUUUCAAUUAUCAUGUAUAUUUCUGUCUUUUAUAUGUUCAACCUCUCCCCAUAUACUCUUGUUAGCACCACCAACUUUUGGUUCUUCAUCUCCAACACCCUCAUUCUCAUUAUUGCUGCUGAUUUUAAUUUUGGCUCCUCUUCAAGUGAUCAAGAAUAUUUAUUUCAAGAAUACAUGAAAAAUUGUCAAGAAAAAAGUACUAUUACUACUAGUACUUCAACAUUCAAUUAUUCUCCAUAUAAUGCUAUUGAUAAAAUGGAAAUUAUUAUUCCUCAUGAAGAGGUCGUUAUGAUCACAAAAGAAGAAGAAGAUAUAAAAGAUGUGGUUCUUGUAGAAAAUGACAAACAAGAGGAAGAAAUAAUCAAUACUAUUAAUGAGGAAAAUGAAAUUUAUCAAGAAGAUAAGAAGGAAAAGAGUGGUGAAGUCGAAUGCACGUUGAGUAAAAAAGUACAGGCCGAUGCAUUAAAGUUUCCACUAUGUGCACGAUCCGAAGAAGUAAAAUGCACUCGGAGUAAGUCAGACUUAAAAGCAAUAAUAAUGGUGGAAACAAAUGAGAAUAAUGAUGAGAAGAAGAUAAAUAAUGGGAUAAUUCAAAGAUCAAAAUCUGAGAGAUAUGAUUUUGUAGCAAAUAAUGGAGAUGAAGAAAUUAAUGAUGAAUUCUCAGAGAUGUCAGUGGAGGAAUUGAAUAGAAGAGUGGAGGAGUUUAUUCAAAGAUUUAAUAGACAAAUUAGACUUCAAGCUGCUUCAAGAAAGAAUCUAUAAGUUGUCUUCCUGUAUGUAAGAAAAAAAAAAACUCGGUUCAUUAAACCUCCCACUAUUUGUGCGGUUUAAUUUGAGGUCACAGUCCACAAAGGUCUAUUGUGUGUAUAUACAUAUAUAUAUAUAUAUACAUAUAUGCAAUAUUGCCCUGUGUUUUGCAUGGAAUUGUUUCCACGACUUGAGUUAUCUUCCUAUAUGUAUGUUUUGUUUUGGUUGUCUUGUGUUCCAUUUUGUUUUUCUUAAUUAAUAAUGUGUAUGUAAAGGCUUUAGACAUAAAAAGUUUUUCCUG
This is a messenger RNA of Capsicum annuum, 1208 nucleotides long. RefSeq lists its product as uncharacterized. The record is from RefSeq and is a predicted model, not a curated record. The coding region runs from base 41 to 922 and encodes 293 amino acids. NCBI's taxonomy places the organism in Eukaryota, Viridiplantae, Streptophyta, Magnoliopsida, Solanales, Solanaceae. The transcript has a single exon.